Chenopodium quinoa (quinoa) is the source of this 790-nucleotide messenger RNA. Its product is annotated as 50S ribosomal protein 5 alpha, chloroplastic-like. The record is from RefSeq and is a predicted model, not a curated record. Lineage: Eukaryota; Viridiplantae; Streptophyta; Magnoliopsida; Caryophyllales; Amaranthaceae. The transcript is spliced from 2 exons. The coding region runs from base 16 to 546 and encodes 176 amino acids.
UUUCACAGCGGGUCGAUGUUGAUCACCUCUCGUUUCAUCCCAUGUGAUAUUAUUUUAUCCCCGCCAUCUUUACAAAAGCUUAUCCAAAAGCCACCCUCCCACUCUACUGCGCUAAGCAGAGAGAUGGCUCUCCUUUCACCUCUCCUUUCUCUCUCCUCUGCUCCUCCUUUAACCUCCAUUGCUAUUUCUUCUUCCUUCCCAAUCAGGCUGCAAAAUGUGUGUGUUGCAUUGCAUCCAACCUUUGGACACAGCUUACAGGCUCAUGGACCCGUAAUUGCUCAAAAGAGAGGCAUUGUCGUUGCAAUGGUCUCAGCUGCAGAGGAGCCUGUUGGAGAAGGUGGAGAUCAGUCACCAGAUGAGGAAGAUAAGAAAUCAGUUGAGAAUCUUCCACUGGAGUCAAAGUUGCAAAUGAAGCUUGAACAGAAGUUAAAGAUGAAAUUGGCAAAGAAGAUUAGACUCCGGAGGAAUCGUCUAAUGCGAAAAAGAAAGAUGAGGAAGAAGGGCCGAUGGCCACCUUCAAAGAUGAAGAAGCUCAAGAAUGUGUAAGAGAAGCAGCAGUCAGGUCACUAACUGUUUGGCUUAAGAAAAAAAAAAUUUUAAUACUCCUUUUGUAGCAUGUUUGGUAUUUUGUUCUAGCAGAGAAAUCUUGUCCUGUAGAUGCCGAAGUUGAUGAGAAACAUAGAUAUGCACAACUUUUUCCAAUUCAGCAGAAUGUAUAUGUUUGAACAAUUUGUACUUGUUUUUUCUGUUUGCAACAAUCUAUCAAGGGCAAUGUAGAUCAUUUUUCCUA